AAAAAAGAAAAAAACCUUCGUCGCCCUUUCUCUCGUCCUCUUUCGCCCUUUCUCUCUCUCUCUCUCUCUCUCUCUUUCUCGUUCGCCUCCGCUCCUUCCCUGCCCCGUCACCUCUGCAGCUCCGCUACUCCCGCUGGCGGGCUUCUACCUCUCGCUUGCCUAAAUAGAUCCGCUCCACAGCCGCUUACUCCCUGCGGAUUGGCCUCAGAGAGGAUGGCUGAUGAAGCUUUCAAAGACGGUAGCAGUUCAAUGCAAGAAGUCGGUGAUGGAUCAGACUCAACUAUCGAAAUCAAUGUCAAAACUCUUGAUUCUCAGAUUUAUAAAUUUCGUGUUCGCAAAGAUUUGCCGAUACCUGCUUUGAAGGAGAAGAUUGUAGGUGUGACUGGUGUUCCAAUGGACCAGCAGCGGCUGAUAUUUAGAGGAAAAGUUCUGAAGGAUGAUCACCUCUUAUCGGAAUAUCAUGUGGAAGAUGGGCAUACACUGCAUUUGGUUGCUAGACAACCAGCUCAACCACAACGUCCUACUGAACCAGGGGCAGCUUCAGAAGAUAGCAGUCGUAAUAAUGGAAAUGAAACGAUUGGAAAUGCACAGCAGAACAGGACGGGACAAGUUUCGCAUAGUGUCGUUGUUGGGACUGUAAAUAUUGCUGACCAGGGCGAAGGGAUGGGAGCUGAUAUUGCUAGGGGUAUUGGGGAACUUCUGCGUUCUUUGGGGCUUGGGAUUCUUGCUCCUGCUGGAGGAGUUAGCAGCACUUCAUCUACUUCGGUCCCACCAAAUGGUGAAACCGAAGGGCCACAGAAUGCUGGUAGUAGAACUCAACCUGGAAAUCCUGUGCAGCCAGGAUUUGCAAUUCUCAAUCACCAACUUCAAAUAUCACCUCUUCUCCCGGCAGCAUUAUCUCGUCAUACGGUUAUUCCUGAUUCCUUGGCUACCCUUUUGGAGUUCAUCAAUCGCAUGGACCUAGCAUUGCAGAACUAUGGUUAUCACUCUUCUGCUGCUACCAAUGUUCAGCAUCCACAGAGGUCUGAUGCCGCUCCUUCUAGGUCAAGAGAUCUACCAACUCCAGAGGUCUUGGGUUCAGUUAUUGAGCGAGCACGGCAACUUCUUACUGGCAGUGCUGCAUCUGCACUUUCUCAUAUUGCACAACGUCUGGAGGGAGAGGCCACUUCAAUUGAUGCAGCUGUGCGGACUCGGAUUCAAAAUGAGGCGAUGCAUGCAGGACUAGCUAUGCAGCAUUUAGGUGCUAUGCUUUUGGAGCUUGGUCGGACAACUAUGACACUUCGCAUGGGGCAAUCUCCUGCUGAAUCUUUUGUAAACUCUGGACCCUCAGUUUAUAUAUCUGCUACAGGUCCAAAUCCUAUUAUGGUUCAGCCUUUUCCUCUUCAGACUAGCUCCUUGUUUGGUGUUAGUCCUACCCCUUUUGUAAAUGGAGCUACUGGUCCAUUGGCUGGUGGAGAUCCUUCGAGAAACAUCAACAUCCAUAUUCAUGCUGGUACUUCAACAACUGGUGGUGGUUCAACUGCUGGUACAAGGACAACUUCAGGUGAUGCUGCUCAUGGAGAACAGCCUAACAUGGAACAAGUUGCCCAAGGUGGAAAUAUUUCAGGUGAUUCAGCUUCUUCAGUGCGAGGGAUGCCAGCAAGGACAGUGGUUGCAGCUAUACCGGCACGCUCACCUGCUGAGAGUGGAAAUCAUGUUCUAAGUGUUAUUUACCCUAUUCAAGUGAGGCCUCAAUCACCAUCACUCCCUAACCAACCGGCCCCUCAGCCCAAUGCGGCCGUUGUUAUCCCACAAACUUUCUCAGGGCCUGGUGGUAUCCCUGCGGUAGUUGCACAGAUUAAUGCACGCGCCACUAGUGCUUUAUCUGGGAAUGUGCCAGGCCAGAAUUUAUCAUCUUUUACUUUAAGAAACGAAGCACAAGUAUCUCAUCCAACUGUGAACAUUGGAGCACAACCUGCUAUUACAUCUAACCCAUUUCCUCCAACUUUCUCAGAGGCAGGUUCUGGGUCUGCACUUUCUGCUUCAACAAGUGCACAGAAUGAUAAUGCAUUGUCCAGUGCUACUGCAGGGAGUAGCUUGUCAUCUUCAUCAUCAAACACGAUUGUGCUUGAUAAUAUUAAUCGCGGUGAUUCUGCAGCUGGAUCAUCAAAUAGGGAACAUAGUGAUGUUCCCUCCAGUUCAUCAGCUGAUAAGUCGAUGGAGAAAAAUUCCCAGCCAGAUGGACAUAUGGGCGCUUCUCGACCCAGCUCUGAAAGUGAUAUGCCUGCUCCCUUGGGGUUAGGUUUUGGGAGUUUGCAGCCUAAGAGACGCAAACCAGCAAAACCUAGCGGGAGUGAAACCUCUUCGGUAAAUCAAAAUCAGCAAUCAAUCACUAGGGGCCAGCAGAUUCCGCGAUCUCUUGUGUCACAAAGCUCCGAUUCAAAUAGUCCAAUGAAUGACCAAGGCUCCUCCAUUCCAACACCGUCCUCUACUGUAGGACAAGCCAAUGUUAGCAAUAUGAUAUCGCGGGUCCUCCAGACCCCUGUUUUCAACAAUCUUUUGACAAAUGUAGCCGAGCAGACUGGCGUCAGCUCGCCCACUGAUUUGAGGAGCAUGAUGGAACAGUGCAUGCGGAGCCCUGCAUUAAGGAGUGCGCUGGAUGGUAUGGUUCAACAGGCUGAAGGACAAGGUGGCGGCGGCCAAGAACUUGGGAGCAUGUUACUCGGUUUGGGUGGUCAGGGUGGGCUUGGUUUUUCAAGGAUGAUUCAGCAGAUGAUGCCUGUUGUCUCACAAGCUCUAAGCGGAGGAUCUCCAUGGGCUACAGCGGUCAAUGGUGUGCAAUCUGAACCUCGGCACCUGAGGAAUGAUAGUAGAAUUUGUCAAUCUGACAUGUCAAACAACAGGGAUACUUUGAUUGAUCUCCAUCAAGCUUGUGAAAGAAUUGCACGGCAUGAUUCCCCUGCAGAUAUUUUUCAUGCUGUGCUUGAAGGUGCUGGUCGUCUGAAUGGUGAAGAUAACAGCUUCCAUGAUCUUGCUGGGGAACUUAGUGGGAAUACAGAGCUUGCAAAUGAAUAUAUGAGUAUCUUGCGCAAUCAAAUUCACCAGAGGCUGCAGUCAGAAUCCAACUCCGAAAACAAGUCAUAAGAUCCAUAUUUUUUACUUCUAUACAAAGCUGAUCCUCUUUUUUGUCGCAUAAUUUGAGAUGCGUCUUAUGAAGGAUUUGUUAAACAAGAUUUUUUCAGCCCAAACUUGGAUUUUGCUGGAUACUGCAAGUGUUUAAGUACAGUCUGGUCUCGUCUGUUGUGAAAAGUCUAUACUUAUUAUCACCAUGGGGUUACGCUAGAUGUGCUUUCAUAAAUGUCCGUCUAGUGUAUUACCAUAGAUACACCUUUUGUAAAUGUGUAACAGCUACUUUAGGGUUUUAUAUACUCGUCAUCUUCUUGGGAACUUACGUGAAUAUUUGACAGUUAUCUAAAUGUAUGACUGCCUUGAAGAUUGGCACAUACCCUAAGAUGUGCUUUUGAGAUAAUAUAUCAUCUAAUUUUGUACAUUAGAUGAUCCCCAAGAGAUAGCGGCUUUGGUGUUUUCUGUGAAUGAUUGUGAAGAAAAUAUUGUGUAAUAAUACCUGUGGCACUUGAGUGUGA
Ananas comosus (pineapple) is the source of this 3623-nucleotide messenger RNA. RefSeq names its product large proline-rich protein bag6. Gene Ontology annotation, molecular function: polyubiquitin modification-dependent protein binding; misfolded protein binding. Gene Ontology annotation, cellular component: BAT3 complex. The coding region runs from base 214 to 3123 and encodes 969 amino acids. The transcript is spliced from 16 exons. Lineage: Eukaryota; Viridiplantae; Streptophyta; Magnoliopsida; Poales; Bromeliaceae. The record is from RefSeq and is a predicted model, not a curated record.